AAACAUGGACUUCUAAUGGAUAUCUCUCAGAUUGAGAACGUGUCGGGUUUGUCAAAGCUUCGUUUGCUGAAUCUGUCGGGGAACCGCAUCGCUCGAGUGGAGAAUCUGCGGGGCUUGCAGAGUCUGACCGAACUCAACCUGCGGCACAACAGCAUCUCGGACGUGACGGAUCUGCAGUAUCUUCCUCGUCUGCAGCGUCUGUUUCUCAGCGCUAACAGCAUCAGCAGUUUGGAUGCGCUGGCCUGUCUGUGGGACUGCCGCUCUCUGAGUGAGCUGAGCGUCGAUGGGAAUCCCGUGGCGCUGGAGUCAUGCUACAGACACACACUCCUCCGCUGCUGCUCGCCACACCUUCAGCUGCUCGACAUGAGGCGCGUCACGGAGGAGGAGAGACGCUCAGCGAGUGUUUCGGCACGAAAGGAGGAUGAGAAGAAAAAAGAGAGUCACAAACUGGCUGCGCACAAGGAAAGGCGUCGACUGGCGAUCCAGAACGCAGCGCAUCAGUGGGAGGGGCUUAAACAGAACGAGGCUCAGCAGUGGGAGGGGCUUAAAGCCUCGAGCCUCGAGAUUCCUGCGCAGAACGGCUCAAAGGAAGAUGUCAGUUCAGACAAUAGCCCCGCCCACAGCCCUGCGCAGACUAAUGGGAGCGCUCAGGAGACCUCCCCGGACGAGCCCAGGCGCUUGAGUCCGCUCACACUCUCAGCUGGAGGGUUACGAUCGGCCAGUCGCCCGAACAGCCCCAGAGACUCCAGGUUUCAGGACGUUCAGAGCCUGUCGAUGUCGGAGCGCCACCUGGCGGAGCUGGAGGGCGACACACUGCGCUUGUUCGGCCCCGGGGCCCUGGAGACGCUGGAGCGGUGCUGGGGGGUCCAGACGGCCUCGAGCGUCACCACCGUCUCCUUCAGAUACAUACACUUCGACUCCAUCAUCCCUACAUUCCUGCGCAUCCGCCUCAAAUUCCCAAACCUCACGCACCUGAUGUUCACGGAGACGAGCAUCUCUCAUCUUCCUCAGCUGGCGGCUCUGGCUCAGAUCCGGCGUCUCGAUCAGAUCACCGUCCGUCCGGAGGGCAAUCCUGUGGUGCGACUGACGCUCUGGAAAUCUUUCCUCAUCUACAGACUUCAGCAUCUCAACCUGCAGAAGAUCAACGGCACGGAGGUGACUAUGAAUGACAUCACGGCCUCCGAGUUGAUGUUCGGGGCUCUUGGUCACGUCGCUGCGACCGAAACGCCACGCUGCCGCAUGCUUCUGCUGCUGGAGGAGUCCAGGAAGCGUCAGCUGCAGUUCCUGCUGGACGGCCGCGGUCGGAGAACCGGUCAGAGUCCAGAGGAACUGAAGGACAACGGCAAACAUGCGGGAGACGGGUUGAGCCGAGCGCUCUUCAACUACCCCAGCCGAGUGUCCGACGGCCCUGAGGAGGAGGGUGAUGUUUCCCAGCGCUCAGCGAUGGUUCACCAGUAUCUGCGAGGUCUGGUCCACCGGGCCUCCAGUCACAGCGUGAAGGGAGAAACCCUACAGAAGAUCUGGCCGUCGCUGUUCGCCGAGCUCGUGAGAGACUGUGUGCUGGAGAUGAGGGACACACAGGCGUUCAGACAGACGUGUCUCCAGCGGAUCACACACAGCAAAUAACAGGCUUAUCGUUUGACCUUCGCGCGAUACACGUAGAGGUGCUCCGACUCGGUUUCGGUCACUCCCCUUUGAGCGCAGACAUGAAAAUUCAUUUUAGGAGAAGUUCACAUCAGAAUUUACAUUUCCUGAUAGUUUAUGGAGAAAAAUCCUGCAAUGUUUUUCUCAAAAACCUUGAUUUCUCUUCAGCCGAAGAAAGAAACACAUGAACAUCUUUGAUGAUGUGGGGAGAGAAAAUUAAAAUUAAAAUUUAAUUCUGAGGUGAACUACUCCUUUGAAAAACUUAAAACAAGGUUGGUCUCUUUUUAAAAGACACUCAGAUUACAGAAGUGAAAAAAAUUGUAGAAGUUUAAGUUUACUGUAACUUGUAUUUAUAAAAACAUUUUAACUGUAAAAUUAGUUGAAAAUCAAAGCCAUUUGUCUAGCCAAGUUGUUCCGAAUUUGUAUUUGUUAAUAAUUUGAUAUUAACUUCCAAAAGUUUUUUUAUGCGUUCUGCUGUCAUAAAUUAAUAUCAAUUCUAUUACAAAACAGAUGCCAAAUACAUGUGUUUUGGUCAAGUUUGAUUUUAAAACGGUGCAAACAUGACUCCGCCCACUAGGGGGAGGGGCCAGCUGGAAGGUUAAAGUAGAAACGCGAUUUCAAAACAGUUUUGAGUUUUUAAUCUUUCGAAUGAUAGUUUAGGGUGAUUUACUAAAAUACGUGAUGGGGAGAAAAACAUGUGAAGACUAAUUAAGAGUCUCGGGUCGUACCUGAAUGUAUACGUCACGUGAUCGCGUCAUCGCUGUGUUUGUGAGUGAGUGAAUCUCCUCUCCUUCUCCUGAGUCUCGGGAUGGUGCUCCUGGUGAACAGACUCGACGACACAGGUACAUUCCAGGUGUGUUACGAAACAACUAGGCCUAUAAACAUGUCACGGUUCCCUUCUUCAAACCUGAGCGUAGGAGAAGUCGUCAUUCCUCAUUAUCAGUCAAAGUGUUUGCGUCGAGUGUAUGCCUGUCGCUUCUCCAUGUUGAAUGUCCUUCACAAGCACUGAUUUAUGUUUUGUACUGGUUAUUAAAAAGAGAAAUGUGAAAACAUGUUGAUUGACCUGAA
Pimephales promelas (fathead minnow) is the source of this 2712-nucleotide messenger RNA. NCBI's taxonomy places the organism in Eukaryota, Metazoa, Chordata, Actinopteri, Cypriniformes, Leuciscidae. The record is from RefSeq and is a predicted model, not a curated record.